This is a messenger RNA of Carcharodon carcharias (great white shark), 4135 nucleotides long. Its product is annotated as desmocollin-3-like. Lineage: Eukaryota; Metazoa; Chordata; Chondrichthyes; Lamniformes; Lamnidae. Gene Ontology annotation, biological process: cell morphogenesis; synapse assembly; brain development. The record is from RefSeq and is a predicted model, not a curated record. The transcript is spliced from 16 exons. The coding region runs from base 108 to 2909 and encodes 933 amino acids. Gene Ontology annotation, cellular component: adherens junction; catenin complex; apical part of cell. Gene Ontology annotation, molecular function: calcium ion binding; cadherin binding.
CAGCACCCACCCUCCCUCCCCUCCCUCCCCUGGAGGUGUUCUCCCAUAAAAAGCUCAGGCGUCACUUUCCACCCGUUCAGUUCAAGUGGAGUCGAGAUCCCAGGCAAAUGGCAGCGGCUCCGAGAGCAGCCCUUCUGCUCACCUCCUUCCUCCUGAUUCUCUCAGGCUUUGGAGAUACUUGUAUCAGCAAAUCUAUUGACGUAAAUGUGCCGAGUCAGGAGAUUAAAAAAAAUCAAGUGAUUUCGAAAGUGGAUUUAGAAUGUUGUCACAAAGACACGUUACAAAUCAGCACUGAUGACCCAGAUUUUGCUGUGAAGCUUGAUGGCUCCUUGUAUGCAACUCACGAUCUCCACAUUGGUCAACAACGGACCUUUGACAUUGAACUGCAAGGUCCAGUGACACCCGUGCCGUGCACCAUUCGUGUCCGAUUGCUGUUUCAACCGGAUCCACAGUCAAUAGCAGGACCGCUUGCUCGAGUCCGCCGCUCAGCUAUACUGCGGCGUCAGAAAAGGCGGUGGAGACCUCCUCCGUUUUCUAUCACCGAGAAUUCCCCUGGACCUUUCCCCAAGUAUGUUCAAACUAUAAAUUCAGAGUAUCACCAAGUGUAUAAACUGAUCUACGAAUUAAGUGGCGGAGGAGUAAAUGAAGCUCCAAAAGGCAUUUUCAAGAUCGAACCCGACACUGGUGAAAUAUACGUGCAGCGGCCUGUGGAUCGUGAAGAAUACCCCAUGUUUCACCUGGUUGCAAGGGCAAAAACCAGGGAGGGUUUUUUCCCCGAAGAUCCUCUUCCCCUGACUGUGAAAGUUAAUGAUGUCAACGAUAAUGCCCCUGAAUUCACUGAAGAGGAGUUCACUGCAUAUGUAGCUGAAGGUUCAUCAGUUGGUACAAUUUUCCUGAAGCUUAAUGCUACUGACCGCGAUGAGCCCAACACCUUACAUACUUCGCUGCGCUACAAGAUUCUAUUGCAGGAGCCGGCCUCGAAACUCGACCUGCUAUUCUCUAUUAACGAGCUCACGGGCGAAAUCCAAACCAGGAGUGAUAAACUAGACCGAGACGAUCAGGACACUUACACCCUGACAGUUGAGGUUAGAGACAUGGAAGGAAGAAGCGAUGGACGUUCUUCGACAGCAACUGUUGUUGUUCAUGUCACUGAUGUGAAUGACAAUCUUCCAACGUUUAAGACCUCCAAAUAUAUCAUUUCUGUUAACGAGACCAUAAGCGACAUAAUGAUUCUCCGAAUGCCUGUAGAGGAUAAAGACUUGGUGAACACGCCUGCUACCAGGGCUGUGUUCACUAUCACCAAGGGGAACGGCGAUGGAAAUUUCAAAAUCCAAACUGACCCCAAAACAAAUGAUGGCCUCUUGUAUGUUGUAAAGCCACUGGAUGCUGAGGCAACAUCAUCAAUCCUGUUAGAAAUUACAGUUGAAAAUGAGGUCCCUCUGACUGGGAGUUCUGGCACUAGGCAAACUGCUUUGGUAAUAAUUAACGUGCAGAACAUCGAUGAAGGUCCAGAAUUUGAUCCGGCCAUCAAACAGCUCUGGACGAAGGAAAACGUGGCAAUUGGGAAGGUUCUGGGGUCUUAUACAGCAAGAGAUCCCGAGACUAAGAGCAGCCACGGCAUCAGCUACAGAGAACUAAGUGAUCCGGCAGAUUGGGUUUCCAUUGAUCCAAAAACUGGCAGGAUCAGGACUACCGCUGUGAUGGACAGAGAAUCUGAAUUUGUAAAAAAUAAUAAGUAUAAUGUUACAGUGCUGGCCAUAGAAGACAGAGUCCCUCCAAAGACUGGAACUGGAACUGUGGUCAUAAACCUGGACGAUGUCAAUGACAAUAUUCCGAUAAUUAGCAAUGGUCACUUCUAUAUUUGCGAGAAUGGAUUCCGCCAAUACGUGAAUGUCUCAGCUGAGGAUCUCGAUGUAGCGCCUAAUUCAGCUCCAUUUACAUUUCUGCUAUCAGAUAACCCACCAGAAAUUAAAAGAAAAUGGUUGAUCUCCAAGCAAAUGGGAUCCUACGCCCAUAUAAAACCAGUCGAUAAACUUCCUCCCGGUUAUUAUGAGGUUCCUGUCAUGGUUCAGGAUCAGCAGCACCAGGGAAAAGAACAAACCUUGAAGGUUAUGAUCUGCGACUGCCCAAACAAUAUAAAUUGCGCAGGAAGACUUGCAUCUGGAAGGGCUGUUCUUGGUGGAUUGGGAAUCCUUGUAUUGUCGUUGGCCAUGUUGUUACUGCUUUGCUUACUCCUGGCAGGAGUUGUGUUGUAUUGUGGAGGUGGCCAAAAGACGAAACCACCGUUAUAUCCCGGUACUCAAUAUCACCAAAGCCUCAUUGUCUCUAACGAAGAGGGUGGCGGUCAAAAAGAUAAGAACCUUGAUGCCAUGGAUGUCCCACUGUCUCAGAAAGAUAACCUUGCAUCUCUAAGUGACCAGCAUCUCAGCAACCAGCAUCUCAGCAACCAAGAAACAAACUUUGGAAGAGGACAUUUUCCCUCUGUCAGCUAUGCAGAUGGAGUGAAAGGAAUGAAUAGUGGGACAAUGGUGACAACUAAUGAACUAAUGAAUUUAAACAGUGGAGGGAUUUAUAGCGAAACAAUGAAUAUCCAUCAUACGCUGCAUUCCCAGAGCAGCAUGGCGAAUGCAAACUUGACCGUGGUAGAAGAUAACACGCUAGGUUGCAGAAACAGUCACAGCCUGAUGGACCUCCUGCGAUCACGUGUUGACCAGGUGUAUGAAGAGGAGGAUCCGCAAGACCAGGUUAUCCCCAGUGAUUAUGUAUACGACUAUCGAUAUGAGGGAGUUGAGUCAGUUAAUGGAUCUGUUGGCUGCUGCAGUGAUGUGAGAGAAAAUAUGGGACUGGAGCACUACAGCAGUUUGGGACCCAAACAUGGGACCUUGACUAACAUUUCGUUAAAUAGAUAACAACGAGGACCGAGCUUCGAAAACCACUUUUUUUUUUUUUUCUUUAGUAUCUUGUGAAAGGUAUUUUGGAAAUUCUGCAAAGGUGCAGUGUUUCCUUUGGAAAGUUUCCAAGGCAGUUGUUGACUUAUCCUCUUUCUCAUGCCUUAAAUGCAUUCAACAGAUAUCGGGCUGCCCAGAUAGUAUAAAUCUUCCAACGAGCACCCUUUGAUUUUAUGGUUGAAUGAUUCAUUAAGAUGCUGGUUACAUUUAGCUUGAAUAUAUUUUUUAAAAAUAUAUACUUCUUAAAAGCUGUUAAGCCGUUUUGAGAUGUUCCUAUUGGUUCUUGGUUAGGAUAUGUAUACAAGGUGAAAUACAAAUAGCAUUACCUUGCCAUCCUUGCUAAUUGGAGCUUUAAACCUGGACUUGAGUUGGCUACACUCAAAACAGGUACAUUCCUGAAAUUGCAGGUCCUGCUGUGUCCUGAAUGCUGGUAGUUUAACACUUCCUAUGUUAUACCGGUUUUAAAUCACCCAAAUGAUUUUAACUAGUUUGUCACCCCAAUUAUUAUUAUAUUCUUCUUGUGCAUGUCCUAUCAACAGAAGUUAGGAACAACUUAUCAAAGUUAGCCAAACUUGGCCUGAAUUCCAGUGCAGUUCUCUAGUUGUGAGGAGGGUGAGGGCGAAAGUGGAUCAGCAAGGGAUUUCCGCUCCUGAUAGAUCACUAUCAAGCCUUGCUGGAAAUUGUGUGUAUAAAAGCUGAGUGAUGGUAUAGCACAGUUAGACGCCAUAUUCAACCAGCUCCUGAUGCUGCCCGUCUAAACUCACCAGGAGAUUGGAAUGAGAACUUGAACCAAGUAACCAAGGGCUACAGCGCAUGUGGGAGCAUGCCAGGAUAAGCUGAAACUUUUUUGAUGGGUGGGUGGAAUUUACCGGAAUUUAAUGCUACUUCCUGUUCUUCCUGCAGGACUUGUGUAACAUAUACCUGGUCUGCCUGCCUUUUACUUCUUGGCAUGUUGGUUGCUGUAAGAAGAUGGCGCUGGGUUGCCACCUUGAACUGCUGCCAUAGUUUUGUACUAGCAGGAUCCAGGUAGACCCUUGUCUCUGGCUUGUAAAACAUAUUCAUUUUGGUAAAAACAAAAAAACUGCGGAUGCUGGAAAUCCAAAACAAAAACAGAAUUACCUGGAAAAACUCAGCAGGUCUGGCAGCAUCGGCGGAGAAGAAAAGAGUUGACGUUUUGAGUCCUCAUG